Messenger RNA from Dovyalis caffra, 816 nucleotides. NCBI's taxonomy places the organism in Eukaryota, Viridiplantae, Streptophyta, Magnoliopsida, Malpighiales, Salicaceae. The record is from the annotation of a GenBank genome assembly.
AUGGGGACGUUAGGGAGAGCAAUCUACAGCGUAGGAUUCUGGAUCCGGGAAACUGGUCAAGCUCUUGAUCGCCUCGGUUGCCGUCUCCAAGGCAACUACUACUUUCAGGAACAACUCUCUAGGCAUCGGACGCUGAUGAAUGUAUUCGAUAAAGCUCCUGUUGUUGCAAAGGAUGCCUUUGUAGCCCCUAGUGCAUCUAUUGUUGGUGACGUUCACGUCGGAGGAGGUGCUUCUAUUUGGUAUGGCUGUGUUUUGAGAGGUGAUGUUAACAGCAUCAGUGUUGGGUCUGGAACCAAUAUACAAGAUAAUUCUCUUGUUCAUGUAGCAAAAUCUAACUUAAGUGGAAAGGUUUUACCAACUAUUAUUGGGGAUAACGUUACUGUUGGUCAUAGUGCCGUUUUACAUGGAUGCACUGUUGAGGACGAAGCAUUUAUUGGUAUGGGUUCAACCCUGCUAGAUGGGGUUUAUGUUGAGAAAAAUGCCAUGGUUGCUGCUGGAGCUCUUGUGAGGCAGAAUACAAGGAUUCCCUGUGGAGAGGUGUGGGGAGGCAAUCCAGCUAAGUUCCUGAGGAAGCUCACAGAAGAAGAGAUGGCCUUCAUCUCCCAAUCAGCCUUAAAUUAUGCCAAUUUGGCACAAGUUCAUGCAGCAGAAAAUGCCAAGGACUUCGAUGAAACUGAGUUUGAGAAGUUGCUCCGCAAGAAAUUUGCUCGCCAUGAUGAAGAAUAUGAUUCAAUGCUUGGAGUUGAUGGCGAAACACCUCCAGAGCUUAUUCUUCCCAAUAAUAUAAUGCCAGACAAAAUGCCAAAGGCUGCUUGA